Emiliania huxleyi CCMP1516 is the source of this 1038-nucleotide messenger RNA. RefSeq lists its product as hypothetical. Gene Ontology annotation, biological process: microtubule-based movement; mitotic spindle organization. The annotation marks the transcript as partial. Lineage: Eukaryota; Haptophyta; Isochrysidales; Noelaerhabdaceae. The transcript has 3 exons. Gene Ontology annotation, molecular function: microtubule binding; ATP binding; microtubule motor activity. The record is from RefSeq and is a predicted model, not a curated record.
AUGGCACACAGGCACGCCGCGGCGCAUCCCGACCCUAGUCCCGACCGACAGCACACCUUCGUGCCUGCCACCACUUCCACCAUCGCCACUCAGAUUAACGUGAACGACCCGGACGACAAGAUGGGCGGAAUAGACUACCUGCGCCUAGACAAGAACCGCGACAAGGCGUACGCGUUUGAUUUAGCAUUUGACGAGAGCAUCUCGCAGCAGGAUGUUUACGAGAAGGCGAGCGCUACUUUACGGCAUGUCAUCGAUGGCGUGCUCCGUGGCACCAACGCGUGCUGCUUUGCCUACGGCGCAACGGGGUCAGGAAAAACCUACACGAUGACUGGCGUGCCGGGCCAGCCUGGUGUGAUUCCGUUGACGGUGGCUGGCCUGUUUGAAGCCAUCGACGCCUCUAAGACGCGAGUUGUGGUGCGGCUGCAGUACGUCGAGAUCUACAAUGAGGUGGUCAAGGACCUGCUCGACCCGUCAGACAAGAUCACGCUGGACGUGCGGGAGGACCCGCGGCAGGGAACAUUUGUCGCCGGCGCGGCGUCGUUGGUCGUCGGCUCGAGAGAAGCGGUCGAGGACAUGCUAGCGAGGGGCAACCAGUUCCGCACCACGUCUGCCACCGGUUGCAACGAGGUAUCAUCCCGCUCGCACGCGGUGCUGCAGCUGCGGCUCGAGACGGAGAAGGAAGGUGGCGCCAAGGCGAUCGGGAAGCUCGCCCUCAUCGACCUUGCCGGUUCGGAGCGAGCCACAAAGACCGACAACCGGGGGCAGAGGCUGAAUGAGGGAGCAAACAUCAACCGGUCGUUGCUCGCGCUUGCCAACUGCAUCAACGCGCUCGUGCAAGGGGGCGGUCCUGGCGCCGGCCGGGGCAGGGGGCACGCUCACGUGCCAUAUCGCGACUCGAAGCUGACCAGGCUGCUCAAGGACUCGCUCGGAGGGAAGAGCACCACGUGCAUCAUCACCAACGUCUCGCCCGCCUCGGACCAGUUUGAGGAGACGAUCAACACGCUCAAGUACGCGAACCGCGCCAAGAACAUCAAGACC